CUACAAGACGACCAAAGAGGUCGUCAGAGGACCUGCUGGAUCUGCGAAGAGGCUGGAGAAGUGGCAGGGACGCUAAGCACCAAACGCUAGGGGAACUUGACACAGCAGUCUGGUGUCACUUGCCCGGUCAGCGUCGCUCGGUCCCGCGUGCUAACAACUCCUCCUCAGAGCCCUCGGACCCCAAGUCGCCGCCGUGGGACCCACGGCUCGCCAUCAUGGACAGGGCGACGGAGCUGCUUUUCUACGUGAACGGCCGCAAGGUGACAGAUAAAAAUGUCGAUCCUGAAACAAUGCUGUUACCAUAUCUGAGGAAGAAGCUCCGACUCACAGGAACUAAGUAUGGCUGUGGAGGGGGAGGCUGUGGUGCCUGCACAGUGAUGAUAUCACGAUAUAACCCCAUUACCAAGACGACCAGACAUUAUCCAGCCAACGCCUGUCUGAUCCCUGUCUGCUCUCUGUAUGGUGCUGCCGUCACAACAGUAGAAGGCAUAGGAAGCACCAAGACCAGGAUUCAUCCUGUUCAGGAAAGGAUCGCCAAGUUUCACGGCACACAGUGUGGCUUCUGCAGCCCAGGGAUGGUGAUGUCCAUCUACACGCUGCUCAGGAACCAUCCAGAACCCUCUCUGGAUCAGUUAACUGAUGCCCUUGGUGGUAACCUGUGCCGUUGCACUGGAUACAGGCCCAUAAUUGAUGCAUGCAAGACUUUCUGUAAAACUUCUGGCUGCUGUCAAAGUAAAGAAAACGGAGUUUGCUGUUUGAAUCAAGGGAUAAAUGGAUUUCCAGAAUGUGAGGAAGGAGAUGAGACGAACCUAAAACUCUUCUCAGAAGAGGAGUUUCUGCCAUUGGAUCCAACUCAAGAAUUGAUAUUUCCUCCUGAACUAAUGAUAAUGGCUGAGAAGCAACCACAAAAGACCAGGGUUUUUGGUGGCGAUAGAAUGACGUGGAUUUCUCCAGUGACCCUGAAGGAACUUCUAGAAGCUAAAGUCAAGUACCCCCAGGCUCCUAUUCUCAUGGGGAAUACCUCUGUGGGGCCUGCAGUGAAAUUCAAAGGUGUCUUUCACCCAGUUAUAAUUUCUCCUGAUAGAAUUGAAGAACUGAGUGUUGUAAACUAUGCAGAUAAUGGGCUGACCUUAGGUGCUGGCCUCAGCCUGGCGCAGGUGAAGGACAUCCUGGCUGACGCAAUCCUAAAGCUCCCAGAAGAGAAGACGCAAAUGUACCGUGCUCUCUUGAAGCACCUAGGGACUCUGGCUGGGUGCCAGAUCAGGAACAUGGCUUCUUUAGGGGGCCACAUUGUGAGCAGGCAUCUAGAUUCAGAUCUAAAUCCCCUCCUGGCUGUGGGCAACUGUACCCUCAACUUGUUAUCAAAAGAAGGAGAACGACAGAUUCCUUUAAAUGAGCAGUUUCUCAAAAAGUGCUCCAGUGCAGAUCUUAAGCCUGAAGAAAUCUUGAUCUCAGUGAACAUCCCCUACUCAAGGAAGUGGGAAUUUGUGUCAGCCUUCCGACAAGCCCAGCGGCAACAGAAUGCGCUCGCAAUCGUCAAUUCAGGAAUGAGGGUCUUUUUUGGAGAAGGAGAUGGCAUCAUCAGAGAGUUAUCCAUCUCAUACGGAGGCGUUGGUCCAACCACCAUCUGUGCAAAGAAUUCCUGCCAGAAACUCAUCGGAAGGCCCUGGAAUGAAGAGAUGCUGGAUGCAGCUUGCAGGCUGGUCCUGCAGGAAGUCUCCCUUCCAGGCUCAGCUCCGGGGGGGAAGGUGGAGUUCAAGAGGACCCUCAUCAUCAGCUUCCUCUUCAAGUUCUACCUGGACGUGUCACAGAUUCUGAAGAGGAUGGACCCUGUUCACUAUCCUAGCCUUGCAGACAAGUAUGAGAGUGCUUUAGAAGAUCUUCAUUCCAGACAUCACGGGAGUACAUUUACAUGCCAGGGUGUAGACCCAAAGCAGCUUUCUCCAGACCCGAUUGGCCAGCCCAUCAUGCACCUGUCUGGUAUUAAGCAUGCCACGGGUGAAGCCAUCUACCUUGACGACAUGCCUGAGGUGCACGGGGAACUUUUCUUGACUUUUGUAACAAGUUCAAGAGCUCGUGCUAAGAUUGUGUCUAUUGAUCUGUCAGAAGCUCUCAGCCUGCCAGGAGUGGUGGACAUUGUGACUGAGGAACAUCUUCAUGGCGUAAACUCCUUCUGCUUUAUAAACAAAACUGAGAAAAUUCUGGAGUCAAAUGAGGUAUCUUGCGUGGGUCAGCUGGUCUGUGCUGUGAUUGCAGAUUCUGAGAUUCAGGCAAAGAGAGCUGCAAAGCAAGUAAAGAUUGUUUACCAGGAUUUGGAGCCAGUGAUUCUAACAAUAGAGGACGCUGUACAACACAAUUCCUUCUUUGAGGAAGGAAGGAAACUGGAGUACGGAAAUGUUGAUGAAGGAUUUAAAUUGGCUGACCAAAUUCUUGAAGGUGAAAUACAUAUGGGAGGUCAAGAACAUUUUUACAUGGAAACCCAAAGCAUGCUUGCUGUUCCCAGAGUAGAGGAUCAAGAAAUGGAUAUCUACGUGUCCACACAAGGUCCCACAUUCACCCAGGACUUAGUUGCUUCAGUCUUGAAGGUUCCAGCUAACAAGGUCAUGUGUCAUGUCAAGCGUAUGGGCGGGUCGUUCGGGGGGAAGACGUUAAAAACUGGCAUCUUGGCAGCCAUCACCGCAUUUGCCGCUAACAAACAUGGCCGUGCAGUCCGCUGCAUCCUGGAACGAGGAGAAGACAUGUUAAUCACUGGAGGUCGCCACCCUUAUUUUGGAAAGUACAAAGCUGGAUUCAUGAAUGAUGGCAGAAUCGUGGCCCUGGAAAUGGAGCAUUAUAGCAAUGGAGGCAACACUCUGGAUGAGUCAUUACUUGUGUUAGAAACGGGAAUUCUGAAACUGGAUAAUGCUUACAAGAUCCCCAACCUGCGCUGCCGGGCGUGGGUGUGCAGAACCAACCUUCCAUCCAACACGGCUUUCCGUGGGUUUGGCUUUCCUCAGUCAGGAUUGAUCACCGAAUACUGUAUCACGGAAAUUGCAGCCAAAUGUGGAUUGUCCCCUGAGAAGGUCCGAAAGAUAAACAUGUACAAGGAAAUUGAUCAAAUACCCUGCAAACAAGAGAUUAAUCCCAAGAACCUGAUCCAGUGUUGGGAAGAAUGUAUGGCCAUGUCUUCCUACUCUCUGAGGAAAGCGGCCGUGGAAAAAUUCAACUCAGAGAACUAUUGGAAGAAGAAGGGGCUGGCCGUGGUCCCCGUGAAGUAUCCCGUUGGCCUUGGCUUACGCGUCCUUGGUCAGGCUGCUGCCCUCGUUCACAUUUAUCUAGAUGGAUCUGUGCUGGUGACUCACGGUGGAAUUGAAAUGGGUCAGGGGGUCCACACUAAAAUGAUUCAGGUGGUCAGUCGUGAAUUAAAGAUGCCAUUGUCCAGUGUGCACCUACGUGGAACAAGCACAGAAACCGUCCCUAAUACGAACUUCUCUGGCGGUUCUCUGACGGCAGACCUGAACGGGUUGGCAAUAAAGGAUGCUUGUCAAACUCUCCUAAAGCGCCUUGAACCCAUCAUCAGCAAGAAUCCGCAAGGCACUUGGAAGGACUGGGCACAGGCUGCUUUUGAUGAAAGCAUUCCUCUCUCAGCUACUGGAUACUUCAGGGGUUAUGAAGCAGACAUGAACUGGGAGACAGGCGAAGGCCAUCCUUUCGAAUACUUUGUUUUUGGAGCUGUCUGUUCCGAGGUUGAAAUAGAUUGCCUGACAGGUGCUCAUAAGAAUAUCAGAACAGACAUUGUCAUGGAUAUUGGCUUCAGUAUAAAUCCAGCCCUUGACAGAGGCCAGAUUGAAGGCGCAUUUAUUCAAGGCAUGGGACUUUAUACAACCGAGGAGCUGAAUUAUUCUCCUCAGGGUGUCCUGUACACUCGUGGUCCAGACCAGUAUAAAAUCCCCUCCAUCUGUGACGUCCCUGCAGAGCUAUACAUCUCUUUGUUGCCUCCAUCAGAAAACGCGAACACCCUGUAUUCAUCAAAGGGUCUGGGAGAGUCUGGGAUGUUCCUGGGGUGUUCGGUGUUUUUCGCCAUCUAUGACGCCGUGAACGCCGCACGACAGGAGAGACAUCUGUUUGGACCUUUGAAGCUCAAUAGUCCACUGACCCCGGAGAAGAUUAGAAUGGCCUGUGAAGAUCAGUUCACAAAAAUGAUUCCAAGAGACAAACCUGGAUCCUAUGUUCCUUGGAACGUACGCAUAUGAAUCAAGUACAAGCUUAUAGAGAAAAUGGAGCGACUCUUCCACCAUAGCAAUGUAUCCAGUCUCUAUGCUCUAUGCUGCUAGGUCUGAAAGACAAAUUUUCACAGUUCAGAAAUCAUUUCACAGAGUAUUGCUUUUAUAUGAUGCUGAUUUUAAAUGUUCCAUUUAGGUUUUCAUAGAUAUGCUUAAGCAAUUUAGAAAUCAUAUUUUAAAUGGUACCAGUACUAACUGGUUUCCUCUAUAAUGGUAUUCCCCAUUACUCCGUUCCUUCAACCCAACCACCUGAAUGGAAUAGAAGAUGAUAAUUUGUGUAUGAUUUAUGUUUGGCUUACAUCCACUAACAGAAAUUUACUGUCUAAUGAAAGGCAAUUUUCUAUAUUUUUAUUAGUAGUACGAACUGUAAAGGAUAUUCACAUUUUACUUUAUACACUUUUGUAAUUUUUAGUUUUAAAAAAAUUUGUAUUACUUUUGCAAUUUAAAUCAAAUUAAUAAACAAAUGCAUUUAACGCCUAGAAAUGCACCUGAAUUCGUGA
Messenger RNA from Hipposideros armiger (great roundleaf bat), 4762 nucleotides. RefSeq names its product aldehyde oxidase 1 (gene AOX1). Bases 216 to 4232 code for a protein of 1338 amino acids. Gene Ontology annotation, molecular function: iron ion binding; NAD binding; 2 iron, 2 sulfur cluster binding. The record is from RefSeq and is a predicted model, not a curated record. NCBI's taxonomy places the organism in Eukaryota, Metazoa, Chordata, Mammalia, Chiroptera, Hipposideridae. The transcript is spliced from 36 exons.